AUGUUGUGUGGUGUUCAGGCAUUUGUUAUUUUUGUUUUAAAAUAUAACCUUAUAGCGGCAUUGAGUUUGAAUACACUUCCAGAGGACCCAAAAUUAAACUUUACUGGCCUCGCUACUAAACAUGGACUUCCGCCUAUUGAAUACAAAGUGAUUACAGAAGACCACUACAUAUUAACACUUUAUCGCCUUCCUGGAACAAGCCGAUACCCGGUAUUGCUAAUGCAUGGCAUUAGUGAUUCUUCAGAUACCUUUCUACUGCGAGAAGAAACUUCUCUUGGGAUCACUUUAGCAAGAGACGGCUACGACGUCUGGUUUGGGAACUCGAGGGGAAACAGAUACUCUCGUGAACACGUCUAUUUAAAUCCUGAUAAAAAUGACACUUAUUGGGACUUCAGCUUCCAUGAAAUGGGAUAUUACGAUCUUCCAGCUAUAAUUGAUAUAAUAUUAAAUGAAACAGGAGCCCCGAGCGUGACUGCAAUUGGUCAUUCUCAAGGAAAUACUAUUUUUUAUGUUCUUGGUUCUACUAGAAGAGAGUAUAAUUCUAAGAUAAAUGUGAUGAUCGCCCUCGCACCUAUAUCCUAUUUACAUCAUAGUAUUAUUGUAUCACCAUUAAUACCUAUUUCACCUGUAAUUGAAGCGAUUGUUAAUGAGCUUAAAAUAAAUGAGUUUCUAGGUGACAAUAGUGUUAUUACCAGAAUUUUAAGACGGGUCUGCCCUGUUCCAGUCAUUGGUUACGCGGUAUGUAUAUUAGGUAUAAUGUUCCCUAUAAGUGGCUACGAUCCUGCGGAAUUGGGGGAGAGUUUUGUUCCUAUAUUUGGUGAGCAUUUUCCAACAGGUACUUCUGCGAAGGACUUUCUUCAUUUCUUACAAGUGGGAAAAAAUAAAAAAUUUGCUAGAUAUGAUUAUGGAACGCAGAUGAACCAGGCUGUUUACAACUCGACGAACCCGCCAAUUUAUGAUCUAGAAAAGGUCACCAUGCCCAUCGCUUUACUUGCUGGUAAAAACGACUUCUUAUCAUCUUUAGAGGAUGUGGCUAUAUUAAGAAAGCAGUUACCUAACGUGGUCUACUACCUUGUAAACCCCCGUUCACAGAUGAACCAUUUGGAUUAUAUUUGGGUCGUAGCAGCACUGAUCACCUGCUCUCUACUGCGGUGGGAAAGCGAGAGCUCGUCGCUGGGCGUGAGCGUGGGCAUCAUGGGCGGGGCUCUUCUGGUGAUUCUGCUAGUGUUGUACCGACAGCCGAGAGGCAGUGUUGCUAACCUCAGCUUUAAGGUGCCAUUAGUGCCGCUAGUGCCAUUCCUGAGCGUAUGCCUGAACGUGUACCUGAUGGUGCAACUCCACUACCAGACCUGGGUGCGCUUCAUCAUAUGGCUAGGCUAUUGG
Brenthis ino (lesser marbled fritillary) is the source of this 1383-nucleotide messenger RNA. The record is from the annotation of a GenBank genome assembly. Lineage: Eukaryota; Metazoa; Arthropoda; Insecta; Lepidoptera; Nymphalidae.